This is a messenger RNA of Botrytis cinerea B05.10, 817 nucleotides long. RefSeq lists its product as hypothetical. Lineage: Eukaryota; Fungi; Ascomycota; Leotiomycetes; Helotiales; Sclerotiniaceae. The record is from RefSeq and is a predicted model, not a curated record. Gene Ontology annotation, cellular component: mitotic spindle; DASH complex. The transcript is spliced from 2 exons. Bases 168 to 476 code for a protein of 102 amino acids. Gene Ontology annotation, biological process: attachment of spindle microtubules to kinetochore.
GACAUAAAGUCAAACAAAAUAACUUCUCCAAACCGCAUCCCUUCACGAAGUUUCAGUCCGCACAUUUAUCUGAUAUCCCCACAACAGCUGUGAUUAUCGCAAUCAAAAAUCGCCUAAACGCAAAUUACAAUCGCAACUAGAUUACAAUUCAAAAGACAGUCGCAACCAUGGAGACAGACGCAUCCAAUAUCCCGCUUCCCACAAAUGAGGAUCUUUCACCUACAGAACAAGAUUUAUUAGAUGAGUAUGAACGCUUGGCAGAGAAUAUGAAGACUCUCGCGCACACUCUCGAAACAAUGUCCAAUAACCCCACAGCUUACAUCCUUGAUAAUCUGCGCCAAUUGGAGCGGAAAACAAGUUUAGUUUUUACGUUGUUGAAAGCGAGUGUUUAUAGUAUUGUGCUGCAGCAGCAGAUUAGUGAGGAGAGGAAUGACGAUGGUGGAGGAGAGGGGAGUGAGGAGGGUGAUUAUGAGUAAAGUGGUAGAGAUGGUGGAAAUUGUUGGAGAGGGGGGUGUUCUCUGUACGAUUGCAUGAUUGAGAAGCAGGAUAUUUACGCAUAUUUGAUAAGGGAGGUGGAACUAAUUCUCUUGAUCACUAUGGAAUUUCGACUAGGUCACACCAACCCAGGCUUUCGAUAAUUUUAAGGAAUGUGUUAAGAUGGCUCGAUAUGCGGGAAAUGGAGGUCAUCAUGGGAAAGUAGAAUCGGAUAUGACAGAGAGGGCGGAGAUGAUAGGAGUUUCUGAUCAGUCUAUGGCGGCAAGCUCUACACCAUUGAUGACAUGGUAGAGUACAUCAUUACGACAUAUCACGAAUUACA